CUCUGAAGUCCUUGAACGAUUUAUAUUUUGCAUAUUAGUCUAGCCGCUGUAGUGUCAUUGACGACAGUCAACGGAUUUGAGUUGGGCAAUGUUUUUUCUGUCCUAGUUUAUACUUGUACGACUCUAUAACUCAUCGCAAUAAAUUAAACAAACCAAAAAAGUAUUAAUAAUAAUCUCGGGCCGUGUCAGUGCACUGAUUUCACAGCAGCUAAUGUGACGUAGGAUCUGACAACUACAGUGACAUGCGGUAACAAUGUAGCUUACUACAGUGCUAAUUAUCUAACCAUGGAUCUAGGGCUGGGACGGGGAGUAGUGCACUUUACCGGUCGCACUUUUUCAGAUCCAAUUAGGCCUAGCGCUGUGGGACUGAAGAUUUAUCUUUACACAUACCCACAGAUAAAAGUCAGAAAGAAUGCAUGCAUAGUCAGAAAGAAAUGCGAACAUUAGCGACUUGUAGUGUCACCAACAUGACCAAGGAGUUUUGUUGUUAUGGUCAUUAAACAAUAUAUGAUGCGACAAACCAUGGGUCAGGGUAGCCUUGUGGGUACCCAGGUCCUACUCAGGACGUGCUGGCAAAGUGAGUUCCAUCCUCCAAUCAGCAGUAAUUGUACUCCGAAAAAGUGCACCUUGUAAAGUGCAUUACUCCCGUUGCCACAAAGUGGUGAUCUGCUGGUCAAAACGAAAGCAGAAUAUUUGGUGAAUAGAAGGUGAAAAUGUGUUUUUGGUGAAAAACAUGAAAACUUGACAGAGGUACUAGACUGGCUGGUAGGAAAUCUGGGCUUGCAGUGUCAUUGUGCAGGUAUGUUCAAAGAAGACUCUCCUAUCACAAACUGGCACCUGAUCCUAGACUACCAAUAACCAGAAGCAUGUCCUGCCGUGCUGCCGGACCAGAGGGUGCUAGACACCUCCUAGAACAGAGACUAUCCUAUCAGCUGACAUGCUUGGUGAAGCUGACACGGCAGCUGUCUGGGACUUGUUGCUGUCAGGCCAAGAAGGUAUCGGCACCUCGAGCUGACCUCAAAGCAGACAAUGAGGUCUUGGUGUUUGACAUGACAGGGAUGCUGAUUGGGAAGAUGACAGUAUCUCAGGCUGAGGAGCUGGCACACAAGGAAAGUCUCAAGCUUGUAGACAUGGGGCCCAACCAGGACAAAGUGUUAUGUUUUAAACUUAUGACAGGGAAGGAGCUCUAUAAAGAAUCAAAGAAAACCAAGUCUGUCAAGUCAAGCAGGACAGGUGAAAAGGAGUUUGUGAUAACAGUGAAGAUAACCGAUCACGACCUAGGCGUCAAACUGAGACAUGUGCAGGAGACGCUGCAGAAAGGCAGACAUGUGAAGAUCACACUGAAAGAGAAAGGGAGGAUGGAAGAGGCUGAGGUGAACCGACUACAGAGUCAGCUCCUGGGGAAGAUAUCGGACAGCGUGCAGGAGAUCGCCAUCGUCAAGAACGCCGUCAGAACAGCCAAGUUCUGCAAAGUUUCAAUAGUUCCGAAGGAGGAAGCACAUCAAGAUGUCUGAUUCUGUGGAUUGUGUCGAUCUUUAUAUAUAAAACAAAACAUUGAGAAGAGAAGAUGCAUUCAUGUUUCUGAUGAAGACAGUUGCUGAAUUUUAUUGACGUUAUUCCUCUGACCACUGGUUGCAUUAUUUUUGGUAGACUAGUGGUCAAGACAUGUGUAUGUCAUGCUAAGAGCAAGAUCUUUUUCCCCAAAUAUGUACCCAUUAUGAAGCCCAUUCUUGGCAUGCUCCACUGUCAAAGUGAAUGAAAUAAUACCAAGCGUGAAGUAAAACCAUAUUUGUUCACUCACUGCCAAAAUAUUUUCUACUUUGGUGAUAAAACGGACUACAGUAUUUCAAAUAAUUACCGUAUUGAUAUCAAGGGGUUCUGCCAGGGUGCCAAGUGUGGAACUGAACUAACAAAACAGACUGUAAGUGUACACGAUUCUGAGAAGCUUUUGUGGGUCUAAACACCUUCAGCUAAAUCCAACUAUCCAGAGUUCAUUUGGGAACAUUUGUGUAAGACAGUUUUGUACUUUUCCGUGUAACCUUUCACCAGUCACAGACUGUCACACAUUGAGUGGCCACGUACAUCAGCAGCCACAGAUACUAAUGUAUACAAGGAGUGAACGUGUGUGGGUCAUGGCAGAUCAUUUAUACAGAUCUGUCUUCAUUAUAGUUUACCAGACGUUAUCCCAUAGAUAAAAAACAUAAGUAAUUCAGAGUUUGAUCUACUCUAUAACAUUUGUUUAUAUCGUAGUAAAGAUUUGUAAAAUCUAAAAACAUUCAUCCUGUUCAGCUUUCUUGAAAAAAAUCCAGUUUUCUGUUACAUGCUGUGUCAUGAAAAUGAUAGUUAAAAGUGCUUCCUUGGAGAGUAUGUUCCUUUUUAAGCAUUUUUUAGACAUCACCCACACCCACAAAAAUAAAAGAAAAGAAAAAUGUUUACAUGUUCAGAAAGAAAAACAUAUAUCAUACUACCCAUUGCACCCCAAGUCCCUCGCUCUGCAAACUAAAAGAAGUAACUUUUUUAACAACAAUCUUUUAAAAUGCUUUUAAUGGAAACUACUUAGCUCACAGCAAUGAUGUUUUAAAACUUGUAGGUUUCGGGUACAUGUAUUUGUCUUAAGGAUGUCUACUGAACGUGUGAUCAUGUAUUUCAAGUCACCUUUGUUAUACCUCUAUUAAGAAUCUUGCAAUGCCAUUGGUUAUUCGGUACCACAUGAUGAAACAAUACAUUUCAGUGGAGACCCCCCCCCCCCAAAUCAUGAUUGACACUGACCUCGAAUAUUGACUCGUCACAUGAUCAGUAUUGACCUAUCACAUGAUAUAUUGACUCGUCUGCUAGAAAACAAGAUGGCGUCUGGUACUAACAUUUCACGUUUCGCAGCUAAGUUACUGUAAUCAAAGACAUAUAUACCGUAUUUUCUUGAGUAUAGUGUGCAUCCAUGUAUAAUGUGCACCCCACCCUUAGCGGAUUCAGUAUUUUGAAAAAACAAAAUUCGAAUGUCAAGCACAGAACAAAAUUACACCGUAGAUCUAGAUCUACCCCUUCAGCGAAUUCCGGUAAACAAAUGUAGAUAUAUACGGCUUUGGUGUAACCAAACAGAGGACAGUUUAAAGGGUUCAUAACCAUUAACGAGAAUUUAGGUAUGACAGUUCGAUUUGAUUACUCUUCACGAGAUCAACAUGCAAAAACAAGGACCCUCAGACCCGACCCCUUUGGCAGUGUGAUCAGACCUUGGUCUGUGGUUUCGGUCUGGUCAGACCACCUCGGGUCAGGUCAUCGGGUCCUUGUUGUCACAUACUGACCUCGUCAAAGGUAAUUAUUUGUAUAAUGUGUUUAUCCCAUGGUUUGGAAUAAAGUACCUGCCGUUACUUGAGAGAAGCAGAUAAUCAACUCAUAUUGUCACCUUCUGUGUAAGUGUGUAUGUCUCCUAGUAACAAACUUGUUUUAAUAUGUUAACCAAAUUUGGAUGCACCUUUAAGAAAACAUUAAAACUGAAUAUGUUGAGCAAUUAGAAACUUUAGGAAUAUUUGAAGUGACAAGAAUACAUUUUACGAGGACACGAAAACCAUUGUACAUCGCAGCUGGCGGAGUAUUCACAAAAUCAUAAAUGCAAACACCCAAGUUCAGAAAUACGAUGUGGUUUCACAGCUUGAAUAAGGAACCAAGUGUUAUCGGAAAGUAUGGUGGCUUUUUCUCAAUACUUUAUGUUUGUGUUAAUUCGGUGUGUGAAUCCCUGUCAUGGAUGAUGGGGAAUAUUUCAUGUGCAGGUUAUCUAGGGUGUAAGGCUAUUUGAUGCAUGUGUGUUGAAAUGUAGGGGUAUUUCCUCAAUUAAAGAUAUUUUUACUAAA
Haliotis rufescens (red abalone) is the source of this 3845-nucleotide messenger RNA. RefSeq names its product translation initiation factor IF-3-like. The record is from RefSeq and is a predicted model, not a curated record. Gene Ontology annotation, molecular function: ribosome binding; translation initiation factor activity. Gene Ontology annotation, cellular component: mitochondrion. Gene Ontology annotation, biological process: ribosome disassembly; mitochondrial translational initiation. The transcript has 3 exons. NCBI's taxonomy places the organism in Eukaryota, Metazoa, Mollusca, Gastropoda, Lepetellida, Haliotidae. Bases 867 to 1514 code for a protein of 215 amino acids.